GCACCGAUCCUUCACAAGAAUAAGCAACUUAGAGAGAGAGAGAGAGAGAGAGAGAGGAGAGGAGAGGAGAGGAGAGGAGAGAGAUUGGAGAUGCUGGGCACGGAGGCGAAGAAGCUCUUAGGGUUUUCUCCCAAUUCUCGCCCCUCUUCCUCUCAGAUUAAAGCAGCAUAUAGAAGAAAAGUGCUAGAGUGUCAUCCCGAUCGUUUCCCAGCACACCAGAAAUCCCAUGCUGAAUCAAGAUUUAAACAGAUUGCGGAAGCAUACUCGUGUCUAAAGGAUGGCACAAAGUUCGGGAGCCCAAUGGAAUCUACAUACGUACGGGUCAUGAGAACCGGUGUUCCGACCGGUUACGGCAGACGCAAUCGAGCUUUGAUUAAGACUCC
Molecule: messenger RNA, 383 nt
Organism: Ananas comosus (pineapple)
Lineage: Eukaryota; Viridiplantae; Streptophyta; Magnoliopsida; Poales; Bromeliaceae
Product: dnaJ homolog subfamily B member 2
Cellular component (GO): nucleus; cytoplasm
Molecular function (GO): protein folding chaperone; protein-folding chaperone binding
Source: RefSeq, a predicted model, not a curated record